Molecule: messenger RNA, 1119 nt
Organism: Rotaria sordida
Lineage: Eukaryota; Metazoa; Rotifera; Eurotatoria; Philodinida; Philodinidae
Source: the annotation of a GenBank genome assembly
AUGGGUUCCGGUUUAAGUCGUAAUAGAAAAGUCAAUAGGCAAAUUCAAGUUUCAUCAGCAUCACAAGGAAGAACACGAACACCUUCACCUCCAGUGGUAAUAAGAUCUGUUAAUUAUACUCGAAGACCAUAUUCAUCUCAACCGUCACCAUGGUUACCGAAAAGACAUAAACGAAAUUCACCACCAAAUUCGAGUUUAGGACAAUACACAUCUAUAUGGGAAUCAAAUGGAAAGUUAUCAUCAAAGUUUGAACAAUUAAUUAAAUCUGGAUCAACAAAUAUUGAACAUGAUCAAAAAGAAACAAAUAAUAAACAUUUAGUAACAAAACAUUCAAGUAAAUAUGAAUCAGCACAAGUUCAAUCAAAAUUAACAAGUCAAUUUGAAUCAAUUCAUAAUUUAUCAACAUCAGAAAUAUUAGAUACAUUAAUGAAUAAUUUAAAACAAACUCAUACAGAUUUUGAUCAAACCGUUCAACGUCGAAUUCAACAAAUAACAUCACAAACAGAAUCAGUUCUUGCACAAAUUGUUCAAGAAACUCAAAAAAGUCAACAAGAUUUAUUAAUUCAAGCUAAAGAACAACAAAUUAUUGAAGAUGAACAAUAUAGAUUAUUAUUAGAAGAAUUUGUUGCUAAAUUAGAUGAAAAAAGAGCUAAACAAUUAGCUUUAAUACAAGAACAACUUAAAGAACAACGUUUACAAAUUUUUAAUGAAUCACAACUUAAAAUUCGUGCAGUUAGUGAACAAGCUAAUUCAAUUAAAAAUCAAAUUAUGUCCGAAGAAGAAAGGGCAGCUUCAGAAAAAAUUGAUUCAAUUGUUAAUGAAAUAAAUUCAAUUUCAACUGAUUCAGCAAUUCAACAUUUAGGAACACAAAUAAAAACACAAAUUAAUUUAACUCUUUAUGAAAAAGUUGGAUCAAAUAAAUCUGAUAAAGAAUUUCAUUUUGAUGAAGAUGAUCAACAAAUAAAAAAUGAUAAUAAUGAACGUAUAUCAAAAAGAACAAUAUUUAUUUCUAAUCAAUCUUCAAAUCAGAAUCCAUCACUACAUCAUACAUCAACCAAAUCAUCUGAUUGUCAAAUGACAAAAAUUAGCCAAUUAGUUAAACAAAAUCCAUUAAACUAA